AUCGCCGCCACCGCCGCCGUCGGCCAAUUGCGGGAUCGUCCCGCUUCGCGAGGACGUGUCUUGGAAGACCAGUACGUACCGGAACGUUCGCGUGUUCCUGAGUCGUGUUCUCGAAUUGCGAGUCGCGUUUCCGCGCGGCCGCUCACACGGCGUUCGUCCGUUCGUCGGUUCGUCGCUCGGUAGUUGCCAGUUCGGUUCGGCAUAGUCCACGCCACGAGCAGGCUCGAAUCGCGACACCCCUUCCCCUUUCCCCUCGCUCCGUCGAGGGUGCCGAGAUAAAGGGGAGACGGAGAUCAUCGUGUUUGGUGAUAUCAUGUAAUUCACACCGCGUUUAUAAAGUUCAACCGCGAUCCGAAGAAGGAGGAUUAUCGAUAUUCGUCUGGCACGAAUAAUCAACUCAUACAUCCAUACACACACACACACACACACACACACACGUACGGGCGUGUGUACAAGUCAAAGUGACAUAGUUUGGUACGCUCGCGAGCUAUUGUGCUUUGGUUAAUAGAAAUGUUGCCGCGUCGACUCAUCGCGAUGCACGGUGAGGACUCGUAGCGAGAACCGUCAUCGUGCUUCUCUGCCAUCGCCGUUCGUGAAUUGAAUGCUUAUAGUCCACGUUGUCCCGACGUGAUUCUCUCUCUCUCGGCGCGGCGACGCAUCCCGUCGGUCCGGCCAUUCUCGUCGCGCGAUCGCCCCGUGGCAGAAUCCCGUCUAUCAUCGCCUAUUCGCGAUCGCGAUACCUCGGCGCGCGCGGAGCGCCAGGCCACAGGUAACGGACGUCACGCGAGUAAGAUGAUCAACAUGGAAACGGACAAGAUUAUCGACGACGCGAACGCAAGUCUGCAGUAUCCAAUGACGACUGUACUUUACGAUCCCAGCUGUAAGAAGGAACCAUCUACGGGAGCAUCUACGCAAUACGGACAGGAGAAAGAAAUCUGUAUGAAACUGUUCGAAAGAUGGAGCGAAUCAGAACAAGUGCAGUUUGUCGAACAGCUGUUAGCACGAAUGUGUCAUUAUCAGCACGGACACAUCAACGCGUAUCUAAAACCGAUGCUGCAGAGAAACUUUAUUUCGCUUUUGCCGAAAAAAGGAUUGGACCACGUGGCAGAAAAUAUUCUGUCUUACCUUGACGCAAAAUCACUUGUUUCUACAGAAUUAGUAUGCAAGGAAUGGCAUAGGGUUAUUAGUGAAGGAAUGCUUUGGAAGAAGCUGAUUGAACGUAAAGUUCGAACAAAUUCAGUUUGGAGAGGUUUAGCUGAAAGGAGAGGAUGGAUACAGUAUCUUUUUAAACCGAAACCAGGCGAGGCCCAUCCCAAUCACAAUUUCUACAGAUCUCUUUACCCAAAAAUUGUCAAAGACAUCGAAAGCAUGGAGAACAACUGGAGAAUGGGUCGAUUCACUCUUCAAAGAAUCAACUGUCGUAGCGAGAAUUCUAAAGGCGUUUAUUGUCUGCAAUAUGACGAUCAGAAGAUAGUUUCCGGACUCCGAGACAACACGAUUAAGAUCUGGGACAGAAAUACUUUACAGUGUAUCAAGGUGUUGACAGGCCAUACGGGUUCUGUGCUUUGUUUACAGUACGAUGAUAAGGCUAUAAUAUCCGGUUCCUCGGACAGUACCGUCAGAGUUUGGGACGCUACUACAGGCGAGAUGGUUAACACGUUAAUUCAUCAUUGUGAGGCAGUACUGCAUCUCAGAUUUAACAAUGGCAUGAUGGUAACUUGCUCAAAGGAUCGUUCUAUAGCAGUCUGGGAUAUGACAUCGCAGACAGAAAUUGCGUUGAGAAGAGUAUUAGUAGGGCACAGAGCAGCAGUGAACGUAGUUGACUUUGAUGAGAAGUAUAUUGUUUCUGCCAGUGGUGAUAGGACUAUCAAAGUAUGGAACACCUCCAAUUGCGAAUUUGUGCGAACGUUGAACGGACAUAAACGCGGCAUAGCGUGUUUGCAAUAUAGAGAUCGCUUAGUAGUUAGUGGCAGUAGUGAUAAUACCAUACGACUGUGGGACAUCGAGUGCGGCGCUUGCUUACGUGUUUUAGAAGGACACGAAGAAUUAGUGAGAUGUAUUCGAUUUGAUAGUAAGCACAUCGUCAGCGGUGCUUAUGACGGAAAAAUCAAAGUUUGGGAUCUUGUAGCCGCUCUUGAUCCUCGUGCCGUUGCUAGUACUUUAUGUUUACGUACUUUAGUGGAGCACACCGGGCGUGUAUUUCGUCUUCAGUUUGACGAGUUUCAAAUAGUUUCAUCAUCUCACGAUGAUACAAUAUUAAUUUGGGAUUUUCUUAAUUACAAUCCGUCAAGCGGAAGUGUAUGCAGUGGACGCCUGCCGAUGGAUGGAGCGCCGAACCAAGCCGAUACUAGAUCUCCUUCCCCAUUUGAGUGACGCAUCAAUACGGAGAUUCCUUUAUUGUGAUAUAAUUACAAGUGGUUAGUGAGUGAAUCCAAUGUGUUCACGACAAUGUGCGCAAAUAAUAAAAUAUCCGAUGAUGAGUGUUUAAUGUAAACAACAGCAAUUAUACACAGAAAUAUCUGAAGGAAAAUUUGGUUGAUCAAUGACUUUGAUUUAUUGUUUGCUAGAACAGCAAAAAAUUCUUCAAGAAAUAGGAAAGUAAAAUGGACUGACUUAUGUGAAACUAUGAAUUAUAAUUUAUAUAUGCGCUUGACGCACCGCGUUUAGAAACGAACAGUGUAUUUAAAGCUGCAUAAAUACAUCCUAUGGAUGUAAAUGAUUGUCGUCUGCUUUGGCCAUAUCUGGAAUUCUUCUACGCUCUAUGACAUGAUAGAAGUCAAGACCAUUUUCCUACAAACUGAAAAAAAAAGAGACUUACAAUACGUAAUGUAGCGAAGCGAUUUUAGGGAGGCUGGAUAUUAUACUUAAUAAGACAUUAGAUGUAUUAUAGUAAAAGGAAUUAAUGAUUUUUUAUAUAAUUAAUUUAUGAGAUAAAAAAAUUGUAAAAUGUUGUUUGAUU
This is a messenger RNA of Mycetomoellerius zeteki, 2959 nucleotides long. It is a transcript of the gene slmb, whose product is annotated as beta-transducin repeat containing E3 ubiquitin protein ligase slmb. NCBI's taxonomy places the organism in Eukaryota, Metazoa, Arthropoda, Insecta, Hymenoptera, Formicidae. Gene Ontology annotation, molecular function: protein dimerization activity. The transcript is spliced from 9 exons. The coding region runs from base 793 to 2373 and encodes 526 amino acids. The record is from RefSeq and is a predicted model, not a curated record.